Messenger RNA from Oryzias melastigma (Indian medaka), 1581 nucleotides. It is a transcript of the gene dpt, whose product is annotated as dermatopontin. The coding region runs from base 71 to 646 and encodes 191 amino acids. Gene Ontology annotation, cellular component: extracellular matrix. The record is from RefSeq and is a predicted model, not a curated record. Gene Ontology annotation, molecular function: extracellular matrix structural constituent. Gene Ontology annotation, biological process: collagen fibril organization. The transcript has 4 exons. Lineage: Eukaryota; Metazoa; Chordata; Actinopteri; Beloniformes; Adrianichthyidae.
ACAAAAGCUCAGAGGAGUUGAAGCUGAGGCAGCUGGGAGGGAGAGCAGCAGACCGUCCCAACUCUUCACCAUGACUCCUGCUCUGUUGGCAUUGGUGCUGUCUUUGCUGGCCACAGUGGCCCCCCAGUCUCAGGACCACUACGACAUGGAGUGGGUGAACGCCUAUCGACAGGGGUUCAACUUCCAGUGUGCACACGGAGAAGCUCUGGUUGCCAUCAGGAGCUACUUCAGUGAGACGGAGGGCUCUGACCGCUUGUGGUCCUUCGAAUGCCAGCCCACACCUGAGGGACUGGGCGAGCCCAGUGACUGCUGGUGGGACGACAUCAAUCGCGCUGGGCUGGAGUGGACCUCCACAUGCACCCGGAACGGCCUGGUGGCUGGUGUUCAAAGCAAGUACUUUGAGUCUGUUCUGGACCGUGAGUGGCAGUUCUACUGCUGCUACUACAAACGCCGCUGCCCCUACUCCUGCAUGAAGACCAAUGACAUUCCAUUAUACUACAAAGAAGAAGCAGAGCUGGUUGUUCCGACUUAUGGAUACUUCAUCCGAGGUGCUCAGACCACCUUCAGCGGAGUCUUGAGAGAUCGGCAGUGGAAGUACAUCCUUUGCAGAAUGACAGACUUUGACUGUGAAUUUGAGAAUUUAUAAACUGCUAAACAAUCUUUUGCUCUUUCGUUUUAAAAUAAUGACACCAAAUGAGACUAAAGCUACGUUCACACCGCCCUCGGCAAUGUGCGUUCAAGCAACCACUUCCAAUGAAAAGUCAACGAUUUCCUGUAGAUGCAUACGUUUCUACGACUAUUUUCGGGCUCUACAUACAAAGCACUGUGAAUCCACAGUUAAAGUUAAACCAGGUCAGACUUUGUCCAAUCAGGGACUCAGAUUUGGUAGUCAGCCUCUGUCAGCUUCUUCUAAAUAUAGGUGGAGGACAUGCGCUAGCAAACAGUAGAAACACAAAACAAGAAGAAGCCCCUCCCUGGUUGUUCAGUGUGAACACCAUGGGCUGAUUCAAGAACGUCACAUGCCUGGUGAGAACAUAGCUUUAGAUAUUUUAUGUUUAUGUACCCUUUGUUUUCAGGAAUGUGCUUCUAAUCACACAUUUCAUUAGCUUAGCAUGACUAAAGUUUCAUAUUAUGAAGAGAUAACUGGAAAUGUGAGCUGCAGGUGUGCAGGAGAUUUGGACUUCACUUUGUAGAGCUUUCCUGCAGAUAUGUGUGCAGCUGGAAGGCUUUGGCCUGAUGUCAAAGUGCUUAGCAUUGCAAAAGCAAUUAUUUGAUACUGUGCUCAUGGUGGUGGAAAACACCAGGAUUCCGGCUCUGCUCCAAAAGAACCGUAGAUGUCUCUGAUCCCAGAUGAAGUCGUGUGACAUCCAGACUCAUAACAGCAGUGGAAUAUUCUCAGAGUGAUUCUGCUUAGAAAAAUAGUUGGGAGUAUUGAGUCUCUGGCAGCAUGAGCUCCACAAACAAUAAACUCUUUCCCACCUGUUUUCUAUUGACGCCAAGCCAUCUCUGUUUUAUUAAAAUAACAGUUUGACAGUUAUGUAAUUUACUCGAAAGCUUACAUAACGGUGUGAAAAGGUGAAU